UGUGGUUGGGUUUCAGAUGUGAGUUGAGUGACAUAUUUCACACGCGUAGGACAGGAUGUAGCUCGCUAACUGCAGCAAAAGAAGAGGAAAAAAAAGCACAACAGCCUCAACAGAGCAACCCACAACUUCAGAAUGGCAGUUAAAACAGCAAGCUGAGGGGGACAGGGAAGGGUGUCUUGCGAUGCCCUGUUUUGUGAGAGCAAUGAGUGCUUUUAACUUGAACAACUUAUUGAUUAUGUUUUUUUGUUUUUGAGCGAACACUGGAUUUCCUCUUUUAGACGUUCCUGUAGCAAUCACAGUAAAAAUACACUUCAUCGUCAAGACAAGCACUGGAACACAAAAUAAUGGCGACACAAAACGAUUGCUGCGUCAAGGUCUGCUUAAGGAUCCGCCCCCAAAUGGCAAAGGAGAAGAUCGAGGGGUGUCACGUCUGCACAUUGGUGACUCCCGGGGAGCCCCAGGUGCUGCUGGGAAAGGACAAAGCCUUCACCUACGACUUCGUAUUCGACAUGGGCGCCCAGCAGCAGCAGAUCUACUCCGCAUGUGUGCAGAAGCUGGUGGAGGGCUGCUUUGAGGGCUACAACGCUACUGUCUUAGCCUACGGCCAGACGGGGUCCGGGAAGACGUACACCAUGGGCACAGGGUUCGACGUGAGCGUGGGGGAGGGUGAGCAGGGCAUCAUCCCCCGGGCGGUGCACCAGCUGUUCCAGGGCAUUGAGGAGCGACGGGCGGAGACGCACGCAGCGGGCGCACCGCCACCUGAGUUCAAAGUCAGCGCCCAGUUCCUGGAGCUGUACAACGAGGAGAUCCUGGAUUUGUUCGAUGACACGGGGGACCCCGAAGCCCGCGGCAGGAAGUCCAACAUCAGGAUCCAUGAGGACUCCAAUGGGGCCAUUUACACGACAGGGGUCACCUCUCGACUCGUCAGCUCCGAGCACGAGCUUCUGCAGUGCCUGAGGCUGGGUGCCCUCUCCCGCACCACCGCCAGCACCCAGAUGAAUGCCCAGAGCUCCCGCUCCCACGCCAUCUUCACCAUCCACCUGUGCCAGAUGCGAGUGUGCCAGAGGCCUGAACAGAUGAACGGAGAGGUGUGUGGGGGGUCCAUAUCACAGCCGGAGUACGAGACACUGACGGCCAAGUUUCAUUUCGUGGACCUGGCGGGGUCUGAGCGUCUGAAACGCACAGGCGCCACUGGGGACCGGGCCAGAGAGGGCAUCUCCAUCAACUGUGGACUGCUGGCCCUGGGAAAUGUGAUCAGCGCGCUUGGAGACCAGAACAAAAAGAGCAGCCAUGUUCCCUACAGGGACUCAAAACUCACACGCCUGCUUCAGGACUCGCUGGGGGGAAACAGCCGCACGCUGAUGAUCGCCUGCGUCAGUCCGUCGGACAGAGACUUCAUGGAAACCCUCAACACGCUCAAGUACGCUAACCGCGCUCGCAACAUCAAGAACAAGGUGGUGGUGAACCAGGACAAGACCAGCCAGCAGAUCAGCGCUCUCCGCGCCGAGAUCGCCCGCCUGCAGACGGAACUCAUGGAGUACAAAGCGGGCAAGCGGGUGGUGGGCGAGGAUGGCACGGAGAGCUUCAGCGACCUGUUCAAGGAGAACUCCAUGCUGCAGAAGGACAACGAUGCCAUGAGGAUGCGGGUGAAGGCCAUGCAGGAGACCAUCGACGUCCUCAACAGCCGAAUCGCCCAGCUGCUCUCCAACGAGGCCAACGUGCUGCUGGCCAAGUCUGGUGAUGGAAAUGUGGAAAUCAGUACUGUCAUCCAGAACUACAUCAGAGAGAUCGAAGAGAUCAGAUCCAAACUGCUGGAGAGUGAGGCAAUGAACAAGGCUCUGCGUCUCAGCAUGUCCCGGCUCUCCGGCCGGCCCUCGCACCCCUCUCCUCAUACCCCUGUCCCGGGGAUACCCCUAGGCUCCUCACCCGUCGUCUCCAUGGAAACGGAUACGAUGGAUGUGAUCCGUCUUGCCAAGCAGGACAUUGAGAGGCUGAAGAAGGAGGAGAGGAAACAGAGGAGAAAGGGCAUCCUGGAAAAGGAGAAGGGACAGAAGAAGAGGGCCAAGCUACAGCCACAAAGGAACAGUGAGGUCGAUUCGGAUGAUGACGCAGAAGAGAAUGGAAUGUCUACCUGUCACGAGGAAGAGCAUGUGGAGAGUGGCUGGGAUGACGAUGAGGAGGAAGAUGAAGACAGAGAGGAAUGGUUUGAUACCGAAGAGUCCUUGGAUGAUUUGGACUCUGAUUCUGAUGAGAAAGAAGACUUCCAGGCUGACCUGGCUGACCUGACCUGCGAGAUCGAGAUCAAGCAGAAGCUGAUUGACGAGCUGGAGAACAGCCAGCGGCGUCUGACGAUGCUAAAGCUACAGUACGAGGAGAAGCUCAUCCAGCUUCAGAACAAGAUCCGUGACACACAGCUGGAGAGGGACCGCGUGCUACAAAACCUGACAUCCAUGGAGAACUACACGGAGGAGAAGGCCAACAAGAUCAAGGCGGAGUACGAGAAACGUCUGAAGGAGAUGAACAAGGACCUGCAGAAGCUCCAGACAGCCCAGAAGGAGCAUGCCCGGCUACUGAAGAACCAAAACCACUACGAGCGCGAGCUUAAGAAGCUUCAGGCUGAGGUGACCGAAAUGAAGAAGGCCAAGGUGGCACUGAUGAAACAGAUGAAGGAGGAACAGCAGAGGCGCCGACUAAUUGAGGCCAACAGGAACCGCGAGAUCGCUAGGCUAAAGAAAGAACAGCGCCGGCAAGAGUUCCAGAUCCGGGCCCUGGAGUCUCAGAAGAGGCAGCAGGAGGUUGUGUUGCGGAGGAAGACGGAGGAAGUGACCGCCCUGCGGAGGCUGGCUAAGCCCAUGUCAGACCGCGCGGCAGGCAGGGUGGUGCGGCGUCCGCUGCCUCUGGACUCCACCAGCACCACCUCCUCCGAGCCAGACUCCCGCUCGGUUACCAGCAUUGUGCGCCAGUGGAACACUAAGCUCAAUGGCUACUCAGGCGAAAGCCAGAGCGCCGCCAACGGCACGCGCGCUCCCAGGAAGAAGCUCCAGAGUAACGGGCAGGUGGGCAGCUCCUCCAAAGCAGCUCGGCAGAAGUGGCAGACCCUGGAGCGGAGGAUCACGGACGUCGUCAUGCAGAGGAUGACUGCGUCCAGCAUGGAGGCAGACAUGGACCGCCUCAUCAAGAAACGUGAGGAGCUGGUGCUCCAGCAGGAGGCGCUCCUGCGCAAGCGGGAGAAGCUGCAGAGGGAGGGGCUGGUGGAAGGGGAGAAGCUGCUGCAGGAAAUAAGCGAGGAGAUCGAGGCCCUUAAUGCAAAUAUUGACUACAUCAAUGACAGCCUGUCUGACUGCCAGGCCACCAUCGUGCAGAUGGAGGAGACCAAGGAAGAGCUGGACUCAACUGACACCUCGGCAGUCAUCAGCUCCUGCUCUCUGGCCGAGGCUCGUCGCCUGCUGGACCACUUCCUGAAGGCCUCCAUUGACAAGGGACUGCAGGUGGCACAGAAGGAGGCCCAGAUCCGGCUGCUGGAAGGCCAGCUCAGGCAGACGGACGUGAUUGGCUCGACAAACAACCAUGUGAUUCCGGAUGUGGUGAAGGAGAAGGCAGAAUGCGUCCCAGAGCUGCAGGCGCUUAUUCACAAUGUCCAGAUCGAGAAUGGCUACGCUAGCACUGAUGAGGAGGUGUCCGAAUUUAACCAGGUGUCAGAUCUCUCGCAAUCCUUUCAAAUGAAAGUGUCCACCAGUCAGGAUGACUUCAAGUUGAAGGUGGAGCCGCGACUAUCGGCACAGAUGAGGGCGGUGUCAGCGGAACACCUGGGUCCCACCUUAGACGCCUGCACAAGGAACAUCACCAAGUCGCUGGCCUCGCUGACCGAGGUGCAGGGGAACGGGCUGGGCUACUCCCUCAGGGACCCCAGCUACAAGGAGCGGGUCUCUCGCACCAUCAGCCUGCCCAUCCGCGGCAACACCUUUCCCAGGCAGUCCCGGCCCUCAGACACCUACCCGGUGAUGCGCAGGAAGUCACAUGACCAGGGGCAGCCUUACAGGUCCCCUGAAGUGAUCUCCACUCCUCCGUCUUCCCCUCCCCUCCGACCCCGCUCUGACCGUAACGUCUUCUCCCGGCUUAGCAAUAGCCAGAGCCAGGGAUCCGCGCUGGACAAGGGGGUGAUUAGCGCGGUGGGGGGAGUGAAAGGAGCCAGGACAGCCCCGCUGCAGUGCGUUUCCGUGGCAGAGGGCCAUUCCAAAGCUGUGCUGUGUGUGGACGCCACGGACGAGCUGCUCUUCACCGGAUCCAAAGACCGCACAUGUAAGAUGUGGAACCUGGUGACAGGGCAGGAGAUCGUCACCCUAAAGGGCCACCCCAACAACGUGGUGUCCGUCAAGUACUGCAGCAGCUCCUGUCUGGUCUUCACCGUCUCCACCUCCUUCAUCAAAGUGUGGGACAUCCGUGACUCUGUGAAGUGUGUGCGCACCCUCACGUCUUCAGGUCAGGUGAUUACGGGAGACGCCUUUGCCGGCACCGCCACCCGCACCAUGAAUGCAGCUCCAGGGGAGUACCAGAUCAACCAGAUCGCCCUGAACCCGGCCGGCUCUGUGAUGUACGCGGCAGCCGGCAACACGGUCAGGAUCUGGGACCUCAGCAGGAUGCAGGCCACAGGGAAGCUGACCGGUCACAUUGGAUCGGUGAUGUGUCUUACAGUUGGCCAGUCCAUGGGAGGCAAAGACCAGGUCAUCACUGGGUCAAAAGACCAUUAUGUCAAGGCAUUCGAUGUGGUAGAAGGCAUUGUGGGAAAUGUAGGCCCUGCUCACAAUUUUGAGCCUCCGCAUUACGACGGCAUCGAGUGCCUGGCCAUCCAGGGGAAGGUGCUCUUCAGUGGCUCCCGUGACAAUGGGAUCAAGAAGUGGGAUCUGGAGCAACAGGAUCUGAUCCAGCAAAUUCCCAAUGCCCACAAAGACUGGGUGUGCGCCCUGGCGUACGUCCCUGGCCGUCCCAUGAUGCUUAGCGGCUGCCGGGGAGGCAUGCUGAAGGUUUGGAAUGUGGACAACUUCACCCCUGUCGGAGAGAUCAAAGGCCACGACAGCCCCAUCAACGCCAUCUGCACCAACUCCAAGCACAUCUUCACAGCAUCCAGUGACUGCCGGGUGAAGUUGUGGAGCUACGUUCCUGGCCUCACCCCUUGCUUACCGCGCCGAGUCCUGGCCAUCAAGGCCCGGGCCACCAGUCUCCCAUGAGCCUAACACCUUCCACCUUCUGGUACAGUCUCUCUCUUUCUCUCCUCCUUUCCUCACUCCCUCUCUCCCUUCUCUAGCUAUCCUGCUUGAUCUCCCUCCAUCUGCCCCCCAGAACCAGGUGGUCCAGUUAAGCUCGCUAAAGCUUUGCCACCACCGCCUUGAUGUUCAGGGUGCAGAAUCCUCUUCGUUGCACAAACACAUCCUGAUUUUAAUUGGUUCUUAUG
Messenger RNA from Megalops cyprinoides (Indo-Pacific tarpon), 5449 nucleotides. Its product is annotated as kinesin-like protein KIF21B. The coding region runs from base 345 to 5225 and encodes 1626 amino acids. Gene Ontology annotation, molecular function: microtubule binding; ATP binding; microtubule motor activity. Gene Ontology annotation, biological process: microtubule-based movement; mitotic spindle organization. Lineage: Eukaryota; Metazoa; Chordata; Actinopteri; Elopiformes; Megalopidae. The transcript is spliced from 33 exons. The record is from RefSeq and is a predicted model, not a curated record.